Messenger RNA from Etheostoma cragini (Arkansas darter), 2756 nucleotides. Its product is annotated as ankyrin repeat domain-containing protein SOWAHA-like. The coding region runs from base 164 to 1603 and encodes 479 amino acids. NCBI's taxonomy places the organism in Eukaryota, Metazoa, Chordata, Actinopteri, Perciformes, Percidae. The record is from RefSeq and is a predicted model, not a curated record. Gene Ontology annotation, molecular function: protein binding. The transcript has 2 exons.
UCUGCGCUUGCCUCCGGAAAAUACUCCUCCAAGUUGGGAGGAGAGAAGUGGGCGGCUAUAGGUGAGGGCUGCGGUACAGUCACUGGGACAAAGGUGGACCAGGAACAGGUAUCGCGGUUCCUGGGCGUUUUAACUUAAAUCCGUCAAGCCUACAGUUUUAAUAAUGGUUUUGACGCAAGACUCCGUGUUGUUUUGGCUGAUGGCGGAGGGGGGCAAAGUGAAGAAAUCCGACUUGGUGGGGAAGUUCAAAGCUUUAAUAGACUGCGAAGAUCCCGCAGAGAGAACACGGAACAGGGAGCUUUUUAAGACUAUUGUCAACAAUGUCGCCGUUGUCAAAGUAAUCGACGGAGUCCGUUACGUUGUCGUCAAUAAAGGGUAUCAGCAUUUGUUGGACGGUGUCCAGACUGCGAAGAGCGCCGUGGAAAAGACUGAAAUUGAAGAGAUCCCGCUGACAGGUGAGCAGCAGCGCCCACCUGUGCGGAGUGAGAAAACUGGAAGCUCUAAUAAUGCAGGAGGGGAGAUGUCAGCUGUUUCUGGGCCUGAUCAAGAACAGGCAAGUGAAAGUGGUGAAAAUCCUUCAGAAUUACUUUCUCCAAUGCAGCUGGCGUGGCAAAGCAGCAAAUAUUUGGAUGUUCGAGUUAAAAGAACGCUGAAUUUUGAGAUCCAAAGGCAGGGCACCACUGGAGAGAACUGCUCAAGAAGGGCUGCAGUAAAUGAGCCGGCCAGCCUCCAGAGCAAACCAUUUGGGUUACCUCUGAGGAUGCCACCCACCACAACCAGGGUGGAGAGCCACAAACUGAAGGUGGACCCAGAUAAACCUCCUGAAAGCCCCAAACUGGACUUGUCAAGGAAUAAGAAAAGGCCCCCUACAGUGGAGACGGGCAUUGGCUCACCCCAGCUGAGACGGUCAGUGAAGAGCACUAAGGCGUCAGUGGAGCCCAAAGAGACAAAGGCCUCCUACUUGGUUCCCUUGGAGCCGUCAGAGCAUCAAUGGCUGGUCAAGUGUGCAGCCGGCCACUGGAGCCAAGUUUACGGCAUGCUGCUGAAAGACAACCAGCUGGCCGAGAAAAGAGACUUCAUGUCAGGGUUCACCGCUCUGCACUGGGCAGCCAAGUGUGGAAACAGUGACAUGCUUGUGAAGAUUGUCGACCUAUCGAGGCAAGGAGGAGUUGACAUUGACAUUAAUGCAAAAACACACGGCGGAUACACUCCCUUGCACAUUGCUGCCUUGCACGACCAGGAGUACAUCAUGGCCAUGCUGGUGGGGGAGCACGGGGCCAAUCCAAGCAUCAGGGACAACUACGGGAAGAAGGCCUAUCACUAUGUGCGUAAAGGCAUUUCUGAGACUGUGAGGGAGAUGUUGGGUGAACCCAAAGCCCGGGAGCCUCAAGACAGGGUCCUGCAUGAGAAAGAAGAGCUGGAGCUUUUCCCAGAUCUCUCCAAGGGCUUGCAUUCAAUAAGCCGUCUCUUCCAGCCCCACGUGACGGGCCCCAAGAAGAAGCACAAGCAGAGGCCAGGACUUUACUCCCUGAGCAAUGACCCGGGCCAGGAAGCAGAAGACAGCAGCUUCAGACACAGAAUUGUAUCAGAUGCUUUUAUGUAAACUUUAAACCCUUCCUUGUCUUCUAUUUAUGAGGAAUUGUGUUGUCAAUCAUCAGAGAGUGUGACUGGCAUUCUGCUGAUUUUCAGGCCGUCCUCAACAGUGACAAAAAAAGCAAUUCCUUAUGUGUUUUAUUUUCAUUUUAUUUGUCAGUUGACAUAAAAUAUGAAAAAUGAAAUGAAAGAAAAUAUGCUCUCAUCAGCAUAAUUGUUUGAUUUUGAGUUACAAAAGUAGGGUUUUAAUUUUGGAUGUUACCCAUAGGCCUAUGAGUUGUAUUCAAAGGUAAAGUUUACUGGUGUAAAUAAAACACAAAUCAGAGAAUAUUCCAGUGGGUGCUGUGAGUCUGAUUACUCACCUUCUACGGAAUCUCAAAGGCAUCAUCAGAAUAACCCUAAAUAAUGUUUUUUUUAUGUGUAAUUACUGGUCGUAAUGAAUCAGUUUUUUAAAAAUUAACAGUUUUAAUUUUUUAUUUACAUUUUAGUUAAAAGAAACCGCACUUGUGUUACAUAGUCCCAUGUUAUGAUUUUAUAUUAACUGCACUCAAUAAGUCAGACUGUACACUUCUGCUUUUCCUUAUGUAUAUUCAUAACUCGUUUUUUAAAUGUCAGUUCUCUUGAGUAAUAUAGUAAUAUAGACAUAUAGUCUUCCCUAUUACACUGGAGGAUGAGGAGUGGGACGGAAUCUAUAGAAACGUUAAAACUAUUUCACUGAUGUGAGGUUGCGCCUCAUUCAGUUCAAGAUUAUGCAAUGCUUAAUCUUGAACUCACUCCAGAUUGUUUAGAAUUGGUCUGAAAAACACACCAAAUUGUUGGAAAUGUAAGACAGGGGACGGACUGAUUAGGUCCAGGAGUUUUGGACCGGGAUACAUGCUUUGUGCUAAGGUGGUGUUGUCAUUUAUAUAUGUUUAUUUUGUUUAUAGUUUAUUGUCUAUUUUGUUGAAUGGUCUUGAAUAUUGUAGUUACUUUGUCAUCAUUUCUAGUUUGGGUGGAUGGAGAUAACAAUGGGAGAGGGGAGAGUGCGUUCAGGUAGAAAAUUGUAUGUUUUGUAUAGUUAAUCACAAUUCCCUAAUUCACUUUUGAUCUAACUAAAUCAUUGCUUUACAAGGGCAUCAAUUUAUGACGACUACAUUCUGCUGCUGAAGUAGCAGAGAGAUCAA